Desarmillaria tabescens is the source of this 798-nucleotide messenger RNA. RefSeq lists its product as uncharacterized. Lineage: Eukaryota; Fungi; Basidiomycota; Agaricomycetes; Agaricales; Physalacriaceae. The transcript has 7 exons. The record is from RefSeq and is a predicted model, not a curated record. Bases 1 to 798 code for a protein of 265 amino acids.
AUGACCUACCAACUCGAUAUCCCGCCAGACCUUACUGGUCCUGACAUUACUUUCAUAUACCAAAAUCUAGAUGCCCAAUUGAACACGGGGAUCCUCUAUGCUCUCUUACAUGGCAUCUACACUGGCAUAGUUGCCGUCAGCCUAUGGAAUAUCUUCACUUGUGAAUCCCGACCUAUUGGACGGCAGAUCAUGGUCGUGGCUAUCAUCCUCCUCUUCGUCGUCACUACCAUCACUGUCGGUUUCAAUUGGUCUUAUAUCAACUCUGCCUUCAUCGACAACGGCCAAAGUUUCUGGUCAAGGUAUUCGGUGCUCUUAUUUUCCCCGAACAUAUUUUUGGGGAUGGGUAUCACAGGUGCCAUCAGCAGUAUGCUUGCAGACUUUGCUAUGAUUUGGCGGUGCUGGAUGGUCUGGGGACAGCGCUGGCCUGUUGUCCUGCCUCCCAUUCUAAUGCUCAUCUCUGGAAUCGUGUUCAAGCUCAUAAAUACAUACCAAGCGUACGCCACUGGCAACGACUACGUACUUGGCUUUGUCCUGUACUCAUCCUUCGUUCUGGCGACGACAAUAUUGUGUACCGCUCUCAUUAUAUACCGCAUUCUGACCGUUGGACGGGCAAGCGACGGGAUCGGCGGUGGAAUCGGCUUCUAUCGUCAUGUCAUCGAAGUCUUUGAGGUUCGUGGAGAUUGGGCAGUAUAUUAUGUUGAUGCCAUGUCCGGGAUUGUGAGGGGAAUAGCUCCGACGCUUCUUGUUGGGCGCGUUGCUGUAGGACUAUGCACGUUCGGACGAGACAUGGCAGACUAG